Phytophthora sojae is the source of this 405-nucleotide messenger RNA. RefSeq lists its product as hypothetical. The annotation marks the transcript as partial. The record is from RefSeq and is a predicted model, not a curated record. Lineage: Eukaryota; Oomycota; Peronosporomycetes; Peronosporales; Peronosporaceae. The transcript has a single exon.
AUGCGCCUCGUUGCCAGUGCACUUCAACUGGCUGUUGCAAUUGGGCUGGGGGCUCGAUCGGCGCAAGCUAAGAGUUGCUACGUCGCACGGAUCCCAAAUGGAGGCAAUGUGCCGAGCGUUCCAGCCAUUGGGCACACCGAUGGAACGGGGAGAUCGUCCGCCACAAACGUGUUUGGCAAGGCUUUCUACAGCGCAGGGAAGGCGUGGACGAAGGCACUCUGCAUGGCCGACAGCGACGGCGAUGGCCAAACCAAUGGCCAAGAGCUCGGAGAUCCAUGCUGUGAAUGGAACGUGACCACGAACAACGUCGUUCGAUGGACUGUUGGCGUUUCGCAUCCCAGUGACGCAACCAAGAUUUCCGACCCGAGUUUGUGGGCGAAUAUCCAAUGCAGUACCGGAACGACG